GCGGGCAGAUCCUUAUUUUGGUUAAUGUGUAGGGGGUUCAUAAGCACUGAGUAAAAUGUGGGUGUGGGAAGGUAAAGUGGGGGCUGCAGGAAGGAGGCGUAAGAGGGGGGUGAAAGUGUGUCCCUUCUGCAAUUGGCUGUGGCCCUAAGUGUCUCAUUAUGCAGGUUAUUGUUCCUUUGUUGUGUCGGCAGUAUAAAUACACCCCAGUGGGCCCACUGGGUGACUGUUCACACACAUUCACUCCUGUGGACAGACUGAUCAGCAGACUGAGCAGCACACACACACUGAGUAAAGUGAGACUACAGGAAACUGGAAACAUCUGUAGAAGAGAAACCUCACUGUUGUUAAAGGGUUGCAUUUUUGGAUCAUUUUUCAACUUCUCCUGAAUUUUCGCCUUCUUCGACGUAAAAUGGAUUCCGACGCUGGCUCCACCUGCAGCCGCUCCUCAUCCCCAGACCUGGUGGUGGACAACUCAGCGGGGAGCUUCUUCUCCAACAAGAUGUUCCAGAAAUACUGCCAUGAAAACAGAGCAGACAGCGACGACGGCCAAGGCAGCCGUUGCAGCAGGGGCGGUAAAACCAAAAUCCGGUCCGAGGUCAACAAAGAUGAGGUGCAGGACCUGAGGCUGAAAGUCAACAGUCGGGAGAGGAAAAGGAUGCAUGACCUGAACCAGGCGAUGGACGGCCUGAGGGAGGUCAUGCCAUAUGCUCAUGGACCUUCAGUCCGCAAGUUGUCAAAAAUCUCCACCUUGCUGUUAGCUCGCAACUACAUCCUUAUGCUGUCCAGCUCGUUGGAGGAGAUGAAGAAACUGGUUGGGGAUGUUUAUGGAGGCAGCGCUGCUGUCCAGAGCCGUACAGCUCCCCAUCCUACUAUUGCCACUGCAGCUACACCUGCCCACCUCCCUCUGCAUCCUCUGGCCCAGUCCCUGCACUCUCUGGUGGGCAGCACACCUUCAGCUCUCCAGCAUCACUCAUCUUCAGCACCAGUCCCACACUCCCCUCCAUCAGCCAGCUUCCUGGGUUUCCACGCUCCAGUGCAGGGCCUUCUGAAGGACCCACUCCACCUCACCAGCUCCUACAGGCACUUCCCCGGCAUGCCCUGCCCGUGCACACUCUGUCAGCCUCUUCCCACCACGACCUCCACAUUGCACAGCUUGUCUAUGAACAAGUGAGCAGGACAUUCUUGAGACUGAGAAGUACUGUGUGGAUCUGUGCAAACAGCUCACAGAAGACUUAUGAAAGAACUGAUGAAGUGAGGGCUUUGGCCAGACCUUGUACAUGCUGUAUAUAUGCUGUAUGAUACCAACUGCUGCUAUUUUUUAAUUAUGUCAUUUGCAUUGCUUAUACAUAAAUAUUCUAAAUGCACAGGGGAUUUUAUCAGAGUAGCAAACUGUGUAAUUUAUCUGAUAUCAGGGGUAAUGAAACAUUGUCAAAAAUGGAACUGGUGGGUCCUGUUUGCUGGAUUUCUAUUUUCCUAAAUUAAAAUUCAGUUUUAAUAAUA
Messenger RNA from Mugil cephalus (flathead mullet), 1500 nucleotides. It is a transcript of the gene olig4, whose product is annotated as oligodendrocyte transcription factor 4. The record is from RefSeq and is a predicted model, not a curated record. Gene Ontology annotation, molecular function: protein dimerization activity. The coding region runs from base 410 to 1171 and encodes 253 amino acids. Lineage: Eukaryota; Metazoa; Chordata; Actinopteri; Mugiliformes; Mugilidae. The transcript has a single exon.